AUGGAACGCCAACGCAUGGAACGCCUUCAAAACGACUAUGAUGCCAUUCUCAGAGCCCUUCCUCCACUUCCGGAGCCGGAAGACCUCUACGCGAGGAUCAUCAGGGCGUGCUGUCAGUUCUGGGUUUCGUCAAAAUCGAUCGACAACUUGGGAUUGGCGAUUCGGACGUUAAGGGCCUCAACAGAUCCCUGGCAGGAACGUUACGCUUCAUGCCGGGUAUUACUGGAGACGGUCGAAAGGAUUAAACUCGAGCUUCUCCUUGUACGUUCACAACUCGUCACUCUCUGGGCCCUACCGAAUCUGUUAAUGGCAACGCAUAGGAUCGAACCGGACGUAUGGAGAAUGAUGAUCAACAGACCGCAAGUGGACGAUGACGGCAAUCCACUACUCGUCCACAACCAACUACUGGACAGGGCGAUACGCGAUAGACUGGAAAUACUCGGGGAUCAAGCCGCAAACCUGCGAGAAUAUGACAACGCACUCGAACUUGAAUGCCGUCAAGAGGACAGUCAGUCCCGGGACCAGCUACGGGCCGCGUUAGAGUCGAUGCGAAGCCUCAUUUCAGACUUUGUGGCUCGUUCCGAAGCCGUGUCUUCACCAGAACAACAGAUCGACAAUCAGGGAGACAGAGCCGGAGCGAUCAGGAUAGACGCGCAAUCCAUGGAGCAGCUGCAUGAUCCGGAGGAGGAAGAGCAAAUAGAAGAUGAGCUAGUAAGCGUCGACGAAGACGCACAGGGUACUGAUGAGAGCAGCACCGAAGCCAGUCUCGAAGAAUCAGACGAAGACAACCAAGAGGAUGCGGUAGAAAGAAAUAACUUCGAGGAAGAACAUGCGAUCCAGCAUGAAGGCAGCGACAACGAAGACAACGUGGAAGAAAGGAUCGACGAGGAAAGAAUCAAUCCUGAGGAAGAUCAAGAGUUCCGUCCCCAAGUCCAUGGUGAGGUACUCGAAGAAGGAGAACCCGAAGUUCGAAACGACGAGGAGGCCGAUGAAGAUCAACCUAUCCAGCAGGCACGCGACGAAGUGGCUGAGCUGUUACUGCAGCUACGACAGGCUAGACAAGCGGUGCGCGAUUUCCGACUGAUGAUGAAUGAUGUGGAAGAGAGGGAACGAUGUCAACUGCGAAGGUUCGAUGGAAUGAUCCAAAACCAUCGCGAACGGUUCAUGCCAUGCGCGUUCUGCGGACAUAGAGGGAGCCACUAUUCCGACUCCUGUACAGUGUACAUGUUUACGGAAGACCGAUGGAGAAUAGUGGAUCGGGAACAGUUGUGCCCUGCGUGCCUCUAUUACACCUGUUUCAGAGGGCAAUGGUGCCGGAAGCGAAACACAAGGUGCUUCUACUGCAACCGGACAGGGCACCAUUCGGCACUAUGUACCCUUCCGGAAAGGAGUGCGCGUAUUGAAGACGAGCUGGAAACUUUACGGCGACGACAUGACCACGCCCAAAACCGCGUCCACCGGCUGAUAUACAGUCUCGAGAGGUGA
Messenger RNA from Haemonchus placei, 1485 nucleotides. NCBI's taxonomy places the organism in Eukaryota, Metazoa, Nematoda, Chromadorea, Rhabditida, Trichostrongylidae. The record is from the annotation of a GenBank genome assembly.